AUGCCGCAGUGGGCACAUCUCGGCCUGGUCUCCCUGCUCCUGGCUUCCUCCGCCUUCGUGGGUGGUGCGGACAUCGAUUGGUGGGAGAACGCCUCGCUCUACCAGAUUUACCCGCGCUCCUUCCAGGACAGCGACGGCGAUGGCAUCGGCGACUUAAAAGGAAUUACCUCGAGACUGAGCUACCUCAAGGAAAUCGGCAUCACGGCCACUUGGCUGUCGCCCAUUUUCACCUCGCCCAUGGCGGAUUUUGGCUACGACAUCUCAAACUUCUACGACAUCGAUCCGAUUUUCGGUACACUUGAGGAUUUCGAUGCCCUGAUCGUGGAGGCCAAGUCGCUGGGCGUCAAGAUCAUCCUGGACUUUGUACCCAACCACUCGAGCGACGAGAACGAGUGGUUCGAGAAGUCGGUCAAUCGCGAGGAAGGUUACGACGACUUCUACGUGUGGGACGAUGGAAAGCUCAAUGAGGAGACGGGUGAGCGGGAAGCUCCUUCAAAUUGGAUCAGCGUGUUCAGCGGACCCAUGUGGACGUGGAACGAGAAGCGGCAGCAGUACUUCCUGCACCAGUUCUUAGACAAGCAGCCCGACCUCAACUUCACCAACCCGAUGGUAAGGGAGCACAUGCUGGAUGUCCUCAAGUUUUGGCUGGAUCGUGGUGUAGAUGGAUUCAGGAUCGAUGCGGUUCCCCACAUCUACGAAUAUCGGUUUGCAAAUGGCUCCUAUCCGGAUGAACCCAUUAGUGGUUGGGGCAGUGAUUCCAAUGCCUAUGACUACCACGAUCACAUCUACACCAAGGAUCAGCCAGCCACUGUGGACUUGAUGUACGAGUGGAGGGCCUUCUUGGAUCAGUAUCGAGCUGAGAACGGAGGCGACUCAAGGGUUCUGCUGGCCGAGGCUUACUCCUCCGUGGAAACCCUGAGUGCUUACUUCGGCAACAGCACCCACCAGGGAACCCAGUUGCCCAUGAACUUCCAGCUGAUGUAUCUCAGUGGCUACUCCACUGCAAGAGAUGUGGUUGGUUCCAUCGACUACUGGAUGCAGACCAUGUGGACGGAGCACCAGACGGCAAACUGGGUGGUUGGUAAUCAUGACACCAACCGCGUGGCCGAUCGCAUGGGAGCCCAUAAGGUAGAUCUCUUGAAUGUGAUUGUAAAUGCCUUGCCAGGAGCUUCGGUAACUUACUAUGGCGAGGAGAUCGGGAUGUCCAACGUGGAUGUGGAGUGCACCGGUGACUCCUGCGAGGAUCGGGAUGGAGAGCGAACGCCGAUGCAGUGGACCUCUGGAAAGAACGCCGACUUUUCCGAUGGGGAAAGCACCUGGUUGCCUCUCAGUCCUGAGUAUCAAAGGUACAAUGUGCAGACGGAGCGAGGAGUCUCCAGAUCGUCGUUGAACAUUUUCAAAGGACUGCAGGCACUGAAAAGCAGUUCUGCCUUUUUGGCCUUCAAGGAGGAAGGAGGCUUCUCCUACGAGGCGGUUACGGAACAGGUCCUGCAGAUCAUAAGAACUAACAAGUACAGCGAGGAGUAUCGAAUCUUGGUCAACAUGGGCAACGACUUGGAGAUAAUCGAUGGACUGGCCUCCAAGACUUACGAGUAUGUCCUGGUCACUGCCUACUCCACUCAUUAUCCGGGGCAAACAGUUGAUCUGUCGCAGAGAAUCAUACUCAUGCCCUACGAAGCAGUCGUUUUACGCUGGCAAGCGUAGUGCACUCACUUCUGGUUAAAAGUCAAAACAAAUAAAUUCCUUGUUAUUUUUCCUGUUAAAA
This is a messenger RNA of Drosophila ficusphila, 1765 nucleotides long. Its product is annotated as maltase A2. Lineage: Eukaryota; Metazoa; Arthropoda; Insecta; Diptera; Drosophilidae. Gene Ontology annotation, biological process: carbohydrate metabolic process. The record is from RefSeq and is a predicted model, not a curated record. Bases 1 to 1704 code for a protein of 567 amino acids. The transcript is spliced from 3 exons.